AAGCCCUGAUGACAUUAAAAUGAAUGUCACCGCUGUGAACUCCACGGCUCUACACGUCACGUGGGCAGUAGGAGUAACCGGUAACCUCGACAUCAUCGACUCCCAGGUACGCUACAAACGGAGCUGCACGGAGGACUGGCCAGACUGGGCGUCAACCGGAGUUUCCGAUGUGAACGGCGAGGUCUACAUCUACGGCUUACGUCCGGCCGUCGAGUAUGAUGUCCAAGUGCGGGCAAACAACUCCCUGGGAUGGAGCACUCCUGGCAAUGGGACGGGAACUACAGAUGAAGCACCUCCUGAUCCUCCUCACAAUUUGCAAGCCGCCCCAACCUCCCACAACUCUGUCCACCUGACGUGGGAACCUCCAAUAGAACACAACGGUGAGAUCACCAACUACACGGUUCAAUACGGACCGUCCGAGUCGUGCAGUGAAGCCGAGUUUCCCCAUCAAGUUACCACGUCACACGGCAGCACCACCACCGUUAUCGGAGACCUGGUUCCGUACACAAACUACACAUUCCGGGUGCGGGGGGCGACAAGUGCAGGAGGAGGAGACUUCAGCGACUGUAACAUUACAAGGACACUGGAGUAUUACCCAACAGCCCCAGUUGUCCAGACGUUUGCAGACCAGCACGACUGUAACUGCCGGACGCCAAACCUCCCCCGGCCGGUCCAGCUGCGUGUAGCCUGGCGGCGCCCUGACCACAUCCACGGUCAGCUGCAGGCGUACCGAGUCAGCCUGUACAACAGGACCGGCGGGGAACCGUUCUACCAGGAGAACAUGACGUCAGGACUGCAGCAGGAGAACCUGACAGCUGUGGUGACGUCACCACACCUGCAGCCUGCGAACAACUACUCUGUCACUAUAUUAGCCAUCAACACCUUCUACCGUGGGAAAGAGAGCCAUCCAUAUAUAGCCCGUACGAGUGACGGGUGCCCAGAUGCCCCGACUGUGACAGAAUUGGCAAACAGUGAAUGUGGAGUAAACUUGACAUCUCCUACAGUAACUAGAGGGAGGCUGACAGGGUACAAUGUUAUAUAUGUUGACACACCACUUCAUAACCCGGACGAGUCUGAACCAGGCAUCAGCCGUGACCCGUUAGGUUUGGAUGAACAACAGUGGUCCAAGUCACUGGCUGAGCUUCCCGCCAACUCCUUGGUCCGAGUCACGGUCCGGGCGGUAACCUGUGCCGAGGGAGACAAGGGGGAGGAGGUCACUUGUCAAGUCUCUAGAGUUGAACCACCCCCGCAUCCAGUACUCCCUACCGGCCCACCCCCGAACGCUUCAGCAACAUCUUUUCCCAUGUUCCUUCCGAAAGUCAGCGAGAGGAAUGGUCCCGUACGUUGUUGCCAAGUCAUCAUCAUCACAAUGACUCAAAAAGAGAGUCUUGCUGACCUGAAAAUAAGAGUUGGAGAACCAGACGUCAUGCUUACAGAGGACGCUCCUGGGGACGGGAAAACUGUACCUUACGUGGCUUUGUCACUUUCAAUAGAGGAGUACAAAAGAACCGAUGUAGUACAGAUUGGCAAUGGGGCACCCUGCGGUCACGAGUGGUGCUGUGGGCGGAGUGAACUCGCCGAUCCCAGUCGCGCAAAGACUCCCGGCAAUAAGAAACUCCAGUCAGGGGAGAAGUACACAGCAGCAGUGCGGUGUUAUAUGGACUCUGGAGCCAAGAGACGCAAGCGGAACACAGAAAGGUUAUUCACGACAAGUGGGUACAUUGAACCUGUUAUCACAGAAACGGGCAACCAAGUCGAAACUAUUCCUCUCGUCCCCAUCAUCGUCGGAUGUGCGGCUGCUCUACUGGUGGCUGUGCUGGUGACAGUAGGGAUCAUAUGUUACAGGAAAAGACAGGCAAAUGACGACCAGCACGCCCAAGGGCUUCAGCUAGAUCUGAAGAUAAUCAAAGGAGACGAGCCCUCCGCUGCGGAAUCAGCUGAGAAUCCUGCAUGUAAGACGUUGGAUGAAGACAGUUAUCUUUACGAAACGACCGUUUACCGCAUCCAAGACCUUGUCACUGUGGACGACGUAGUGGAAUUCCUGAGGUCCAGUGGUUUUGGGCAGUACGCUGCAGCAUUCAGGCGACACAAGAUAGAUGGAGAUGUAGUCUCGAAUCUGAGCGACGCCGUACUUGCUGAACUCAUUCCUGAGAUCGGACCAAGGGUCAAACUACAAAAGGCUUUGCAGAAACUGAAGGACAACUCGGACUCCGCAGAAAGCAGCAAAGCUGUCCACGCUGCCUGGGAAAUUCCCCGGUCCAGUCUGACGCUCGGUAAAGUCCUUGGGAAGGGACAGUUUGGAGAGGUCCGUAUGGGGGAGCUGAGGAAGAGAGGCGUCACCCAGACUGUGGCAGUUAAGAUACUGAAAGCAUCUGCCCAAGACCGGGACAAACAGGACCUGUUGGGUGAGCUGGAGAUUCUGGUCACUGUCGGUCGUCAUGACAACAUCAUCAGUCUGGUUGGCGCAUGCACAGUAGAAGGUCCACUGACACUUGUGGUUGAGUACGCACCAAACGGCUGUCUGAAGGACUGGCUGAAGGACAACCGUCCUGAGGAACUGGACCAGACAGACGACGGGAUUGAGCUGCCGAUGGACCAACUCAUUCUGUUCGGUAUUGACAUCGCGAAUGGGAUGAGUCAUCUGGCUGCCAUGCAGUGUGUCCACCGUGACCUUGCCGUCAGGAACGUGCUCCUCGGGAAGGAUUUGACGGCAAAGAUCACGGACUUUAGUCUGUCUCGGGAUAUCUACGAGGACACUGAGUACGUCAAGAGCACCAAGAGCCAGCUUCCUGUCCGUUGGAUGGCAUACGAGUCCCUUUUCUACCACACGUACACCACACAGAGUGAUGUAUGGUCCUUUGGAGUCCUUCUGUGGGAAAUCAUGACAAUGGGUAAGAAACCGUACGGUCGGAUGACCGGCAAAGAGCUCAUGAAACUGUUGCCGGAUGGCUACAGACUGGAGAAACCUGCCCUAUGUCCUCAGGAGAUUUACGAUGUGAUGAGGCGCUGUUGGGAAACCCUCCCUGAGAACAGACCAACUUUUCCGGACCUGAAGGUGACUCUGGACCGGAUCAUUCAAGAUUACAAGACAUAUGCCUCACUGAUGAAGUGAGAAACUGCACAUAGAAAGAGAGAGACAGAGAUCAGAAGAAUCCUUUUACCAAUUGAAACUUUCUAUCAUUUUUCUAGAUAAAGCCAGAAUGACUUAUGUAUACAAUCCUAGUAAUAUCAAGUGUAAGAACAAAUAUCUUAUACUAAUUAUGAAACAUUGUAUGACUCCCAUGAAGAUUCAUUUUUGUAACUCACACAGUGCAUAUACUGCACAAGCUGCAUGAUAAUCUAAAAAUAUAUUAAGGACAAUGACUGUAAAUCUUUUAGCAAAAUAUUGCUUACAUUCUUAUUCAAGAUACAUCAUUUGUAUUUUUGUUCAUCUAACAUCUAACCAAGAAGAAACAGUGAUGUAUCUCGUAUGCAUGGAGUUGACUUUGCACAAUAAAGAAAACAAUGAAGAAAAUUUCCAACUUCAAACCAUCACUACAGUCUACAGCCUAAAACAACAUGGAGACUGGAACAAAAAUUACCAACAUACGUUUGUAUCUGCCACCAAUGUCAGGUUGCAGUUUGACAACCAAAUCAGAAGUAAUGUUUCAAUAUUAUCCUCCAUGGCACUACUUUUACUAAAAUUGCUGUCAGGGUUGUAUCGUUAUAACGCAUUACUGCGCAACUCAACUUAUAUAUUAUAUUAUAUUACAGUGUAUUGAUAAAAUCACGUCGGCCCUGGAGAAUAAUGAGUUCACCGUCGGAAUAUUUCUCGAUUUAUCCAAGGCGUUCGAUACGGUUGAUCACGGUAUACUUCUUGAUAAAUUUUGAUUUAUCAAGACGUAUGGUUUUAAAGAUAUAUUCUGCCAUUGACUGGCUUUCAGACUACCUGUAUAACAGAAAGCAAUAUCUAUCGAGUGGAAACUGUACUUCUUCCCAGAAAAAUUUAACCUGUGGUGUCCCCCAAGAAUCUAUACUUUUCUCUAACACUUUUAGAAUGUAGCUACCACAUGUACGCUCCAAGAUAUAUACAUUGUAUAAUACUAGCAAUAAUCAUUAAUUCACUAGAAAGAGACUUGUGAUAUUCAUUGUGGUGAAAAAAAUCGAGACAGCGACCCUCUAUCUCUUUAAUUGACUGGAAGAAGAAUUUUGAUACUCUUUCUAGUAAAAAAAUGAGAUAGCGACCCUCUAUCUCAUUAAUUCACUGGAAAUUUAAUGGUUCUGUAUCUGGUGAAAAUUUAGAUACUCAUCUCACUAGAAGAAGAUAUAAUGGUUGGAGAA
Branchiostoma belcheri (Belcher's lancelet) is the source of this 4320-nucleotide messenger RNA. RefSeq names its product neuronal cell adhesion molecule-like. Gene Ontology annotation, biological process: multicellular organism development; positive regulation of kinase activity; cell surface receptor protein tyrosine kinase signaling pathway. NCBI's taxonomy places the organism in Eukaryota, Metazoa, Chordata, Leptocardii, Amphioxiformes, Branchiostomatidae. The record is from RefSeq and is a predicted model, not a curated record. Gene Ontology annotation, molecular function: ATP binding; transmembrane receptor protein tyrosine kinase activity; protein binding. The transcript is spliced from 23 exons. The coding region runs from base 20 to 3112 and encodes 1030 amino acids. Gene Ontology annotation, cellular component: signaling receptor complex.